Mesocricetus auratus (golden hamster) is the source of this 1314-nucleotide messenger RNA. It is a transcript of the gene Erp27, whose product is annotated as endoplasmic reticulum protein 27. Bases 50 to 874 code for a protein of 274 amino acids. NCBI's taxonomy places the organism in Eukaryota, Metazoa, Chordata, Mammalia, Rodentia, Cricetidae. The record is from RefSeq and is a predicted model, not a curated record. Gene Ontology annotation, biological process: protein folding; response to endoplasmic reticulum stress. The transcript has 7 exons. Gene Ontology annotation, cellular component: endoplasmic reticulum.
CUGGAUCGGCAACCCCAACCUCAACAUCCAGGGCUAGAACGGGACAACAAUGGGAGUCUCCUGGUUCAGAUGCCUCGUCCUUUCAUUUAUCCUCAUGUGUGGCCUGCUCCCAGAAGUCCCGGCAGAUGCUGAAGAAGCCUCAGACGGUCUCAGCACUACCCAGGAAGCCAUAUGGCUCACAGACAUCCCGGCUACCGAGGAACUCACCAAGACUGCCGAGGUGGCCAUCAUAGGCUUCUUCCAGGAUUUAGAGAUACCAAUAGUGUCCACAUUCCGCAGCAUGGCACAGCAGUUCCGAGACAUAGCGUUUGCAAUCAGCAACAGUUCUGAGGUUCUGACCCACUACAACAUCACCGGAAACAGCAUCUGCCUCUUCCGACAGGUUGAUAAGGAACAACUGCAUUUGGAUGAUAAAGACAUUGAAAGCUUAGAUGCCUCCAAGCUGAGCCGUUUCAUUCAGAUGCACAGCCUCCGCUGGGUCACAGAGUACAGCCCUCUGAUUGCAACUGGCUUAUUUAACACCAGGGUUCAAACUCACCUUCUCCUGAUGAUGAACAAGGCUUCCCCGGAAUAUGAAGAGAGCAUGCAGAGAUACCGGGAAGCAGCUAAGCUCUUCCAGGGACAGAUCCUCUUUGUUCUGGUGGACAGCGGCAGAGGGGAAAACCGAAAGGUGAUAUCCUACUUCCAACUAAAGGAGUCUCAGCUGCCGGCUUUGGCCAUUUACGAAAGUGUGGAUGACAAGUGGGACACUCUGCCCAUCACAGAAGUUACAGUGGAGAAAGUCCAAGGCUUCUGCGAUGGCUUCCUAAAGGGGACCUUGCUGAGAGAUCACAAUGGGGAAGAAGACACGGAUGCGGGGAAGGAGGAGCUCUGAGCUCUCCCUGGUACUUCCGCUCACUGCGAUGGAUGCCUUUCUGUGCUGAAUAAAAAGGGGCCGUUGGAAUCUCCCUACCAGUUAACACCCGGUGUUCCAACAAGGGCUGGGAGGGCAGCUGCUCCCUUUGUGUCUGAGCGUCUCCCUUUCUUGUCCCCUUAGUUUUAAACAUCCCGUCCUCUCCUUCACACCGCCUAGUUUCUUACUGUGAGCGGGUCCUGAGGAGAGAGAGGCCUGGGAGACUCCAUGAAGGAGAGCGUUCCUAGAGAGAGGCUGUUCUGGUGUGUCACUGACACUGCUCCGGUACCCUGCACACGGCUUAUACCGCAGUUCCUUUUCCUUUGGGGUCAUCCAGGGACAGAAGCCUCACCCUCCUUCUCUGACUUGGGGCCAGGAACAAAAACAUGUUUGGGGCUUUAUUUUUCCCUCCAAAAGUUAAA